AAUGGCCCUUGUAUGGCCCUUGUAUGGCCCUUGUAUGGCCCUUAUUGCCUUAAACAGCCCGGUCCGUGGAACCUAACGCGUAUUCUCGUGAGCUGCUGCUGUGGCCUGUUUCCCUGAGCUUUAAUACCUGAGAGAAACCCAGUAAUGCGAAAGAUGGAGCUGUUGUUAUUGGAGGCAAGUGAAUAACUUUGUGCUUCUUCGGGCUUAAAACACGUUGUCAUCAAAGGUUAGAGAUGCUGUGCUGGAAGAUGAAGGCAAUGAGAGAAGAAAUCUUGCAGUGACUGAAGAGAUCCCCAUUAGAAGAGUGGAAGGUUUGCAAAGUGACUGAGCCUGAAAUGGCAUCUGAGAAAGAGAACGUAAGCAAUGGAACCAAAGGCCAAGAGCAGGAAUUGUAUCAUGAUGCUGAGAGCCAUCAGUGGUCAGAAUGUCCCUUAGAUACUCCAAAAAGGGCUGUGGUUGGUGAAGCUGCCCAGCCUCUGAGCAGCAAAGAGAAUGUUUCAGGUAGAUCCGUGCCUUUGGGAGAUGAGUGCUACUCAACGCCUGCAAGGCUCAAAGCAGAAGAAAAAUCCUAUUGCGAAUUAGCAGAGAAACAGAGGAGAAAAAGUGUCGAUUUUGCAACUGUAACAACUGCUGAUUUUGGGAUUACUCCAGAAAGCUUUGUUAAUGGAUCUACAGCAAAGUCUCCAGCUGCUCUAAAGCUCAGACGAAGAUCAGCCAUUGGAGCAAGGGGGUCUCCAGAAAACAAUACCCUCAUUCAAUACCUUGCCCAGCAGAAGAGCAACAGGCAAAAAGAAGCUUUAACACAGCAGGCCAGUCCUUGUCAGUUUGCCAGGUCACUGAAGAGCAAAAUGGAUAUCUUUCAAAGAACUUUUAAGUCAGUUCAAGAAGCUGAAGGGAAGACGGGCUUCUCUGGACUCUCACAAGCAUCUACUGCUUUUCAGGAAGGUGGCUUUUUUUUCAGCCCUGACUGUAUCAGUAAAGAAGUCAGAAGUAAUGUCAUAUCAGAUCAAAGCAGGAAAAAGGUUAAUUUUGCAGAAGAACUAAUUGUGGGAAUAUAUGAUGAAAGUGAGCUGCCUGUCACACCACUACAAACAAGGAGUGCUUCAUUAAGUGAAUCCACACAGAGUGGCUCACAGCUGAGAUCUGUCUUGAAGAAAACACCAGUGAAGCAACUGAUGGACUGCAUGAAGGAAUAUUCACACAAUGCUCUUCAUGGAGGAGGAAGCGAAUCUUUUACAGUCUCUGAUCACAUCUGUGAAGCACUGCAAACAGUAGAGCAAAGUGAACAAUACAGCCCCAAAAGGGCAAAGAAGAAAAAAGUGACUUUUGGUGAAGAUCUCAGCCCGGAAAUAUUUGAUAAAACUUUGCCUGCAAAUACUCCAGUGCGCAAAGGAUCAAAACCAAUCUGCCGUUCAGGGUCAGAACAUGACAGCCCUUUCACAAGGGCAGGGCUCACUGAAGAACCAUUAGCUCAGCCGAAUUUUGAUUGCAGUGAUGAAUGUAUUGAGCUUCCUCAGGAGCUACAGGAGGGCUCUGUUGUUGCAGAAAAGCUCUUACCUAUUGAAAAUACAAAAGAAGCAGAAACAGACAAAUCAGACCUGGAAACUACUUGCUCCUCUACUAAAAGCAAGUAUGGCACCAUUUCUGAGGGGACAGAUUGUAGUAUCUCAAGAGCAACUAGCACUAAGAAUGCUAAAGACACUAAAAAUCCAAGGAAAAAUGGACCUCAGAGACCAAAGAGUGUGACUGUAUCUGCUGCCAAAAAGAAGCAAAAAACAAAACAUGCAACCUUUGGAAAAAGAAGAAAGAGAAAAGUGAAAAAGUCUUUAUAUGGGGAAAGAGAAACGGCUUCAAAGAAACCUCUUCUGAGUCCUAUCCUUGAGAUUCCAGAAGUUUUCUCUGGUGCCUCAUCUCCAAAUUCACCAAAGGAAAUUGUACGUUUUCCAGAUCAUUCCAUACCCAGGGAUGUUCCCAAUGAUGUUCAACAGGAGCAAGUGACUGAAAGGAGAGAGACAAACAUCCCUGUUGUUGAUGUGUAUCCAAGCUCUGAAGACCUGGAUAUUGUGGAAGAAGGCAGUCUCAGCAAUACAGUAUUUCAGUUUCCAAAUGUUGCGCCAGACACAGAUGAUGUUCUUAAUAUAUACGACUGUUUCCAACAAGCUGAAGAGACUGCAUCAUUAAAAGAGAAAACAGGAAGUGAUUUCUUGAUAGAACAUGAGAAAUUACAGGGAGAUUUCCCAAGCAAGGAAGAGUGGCUAAUAGGGCUGGAGUUACUGAACCAAAAGGACAUUGAUGGAAAUGAGAUGCUCCAAAGAACUGAGUGUCCGCCUACAAGGCCUUCAAGAAGGAGACCAUCAAGAAGUAGGAGUGCUGUGUAUAUUCCUCCUAUAGAAAAGUCUCAUUUUGAAAUGACUGGAGAUGAUCUUCAAGUUUCUUCUUUUGAUAUUGAAGAAAUUUUAUCUGCUCCUCAGCUAAAAAGUAACUCCUUAAAAAAGCCUUUGAGAAGAAAGUCAAGUAUGUGUGGUGAAACAAGACGGGUGAGACGCAGCAUGAGACUACAGAACAAUGCUGAAACUGAAGGACUUGCAUGGAUUGAAGUAACCAAUGAGAUUCUGCAGAACCCUUCUCUGCUAGCACCUGCUUGUAAAACCAGGAGAAGAAUAAGCACAUUUGUCCCUACAGAAUCUGAGAAUAUUCAUCAUAGAGAAGAAAAUGUCAUCCAGUUUGCAGAAUCAGGGAAGGAGAACAGUGAAUCUGUUCAUGUUGCUGCUGGUCCUUGCAGAAGGAGGAGGAAAAGCACUUGUGAAUCCAUAUCUCAAGAAACAAGAACUCGGUCUCAAAACAGGAAAAGGAGCAUAACAAAUUCGGUAUAUAGGAGAGACAGCAGUAACCAAGAAUACUCAGAAGAAAUGAAUAUACCUCUUCCAAACAGCAUUACCACGUAGUGAGGUUUCAGCUACCUCUCUUUUUCUUAAGUGAAGCCCUGGUGAAAUACCUGUGCCAUCUUUCAGGAAAUAGAGCUUCCUGCUGAAAGUGAUCUCUUCUGUGACCUUGUUUUUACCGUAAUUGAGAUGGAAUAAAAUAUUUCAUGAACUUGGAUGAUUUUAUAAAGCUUAAAAGCAAACGGAACAGUUUCAUUUUUAUGCAUGUUUUACUUUUCUCUACAGACAUCAUCAGCUUUUCCUAAGAACUAAGGCAACUUGAAGGAAACUUCACUAAUGAAUUGCUGUUCGUUUUUUACUGCUAUAGAAACAUUACUGAAGUUGUCAAAACAGUCUCCUUAUGUUUUAUUUUGGGCUUUGUGUUUGUGUCACAAUGCAAUGCUUGGGCUUGGAAUCGAGAUGGCAACAGUUACUCGGGUUGUUUUGCUGUGAUGGCAGGAUGUUGGCUUACCAGGAGAGGGCACUCUGACAUGAGUUUUGUGGUCAUAGCUGAACUAUUUAGAAGAUAUAAUGUGUAAGUCUUUGAACAGAUGCUGUGUGACAUCAGAACUUAAUAAUAAGAGCUGCUACCAUUUAACAUUCAGAAAUAUCAAAACAACAACUAAACUAAGCACUGAAAUUAGUCAGUACUAGAGAAGUGAAACACGCACUGUAUGCAGGUAUGACUUCGCAUGUGGAAAUCAUAUAGCACUUUAAAAUACAGCAGAGAUGUUAAGAUCUACCUGUUAAAUCACACGGUGAGGCAGAGGCAAACCUUUUGAGGCUGUGGAUGUCAGAGAUUGAAUAUCUGCCUUAAACAGACAGAUCAAGCGUUGAGAUAUCCUGGAGGGAAAGGCAGUAAAUUAGCGCGUGUGAUACUAGAAAGCUUAAUCUGCAUAGAACCUGCUUUUCGUGGUGCUGCUGUCCUAUGCAUCAUUCAGAGCAGCAGUGGAAGAGCAUUUUCCCCUGAGGUUUCUUGGUUGAAUGUGGUAAGUGCACUUCAGAUGUGAAGCGUAAAGAAAAUCAGAAGUAGAAGAGCCCAGGCUAAGGAGAAGAAAAACAAAGGUUGGAUUUGCUUCCUGGCACUACUUGGUAAAUAAAGAGUUGAAUCCCAUGUACUCAAUGGCAGUUUGCCUGGCUUAGGUGAGGUUGGAACCUGCAUAAAAUAAGAGGUUACAGUAACUGGGUUUAGUCUGGAGAGGACUUGAGUGGAGACAAGUCUUCAGUUAUGCAGAAGUUUGGUGGAGGUGAAUGGUUGGUUCUUUGUAACUCUACCGAAUGGUACAAUAAAUGUUUUAUAAUUGGGGAGCCGGGGUGAAAUCUGGUUAAGCAGAAAGUAGAAGCUCCAGCACCAGAGAUAGCAGAUUGCCUUGGGAAGCCAUGGAAUCUUUAUCACUGGAGGCUUUUAAGAACAGUUUAAACAAAUAUCAGUCUGAAAUGACAUACGAUACUUCCUUGGGGUUAAGGAUGGGGCCUGGACAGGCUCUCCCGGUCCCUUCUGGCUGUGUUUGCUGAUUGUUAGAGAUUAGGGUUACAAAGUGAAUUGAGACUGGCUAACAGUGAAGGUCUGAGCUAGAAUCUGUCAUGGAAUAGGGAGUAGGAGGUCUGCUGACACUGAGGGCUGUGUAGCAAGGGAAUUAAGUAGGGAAUUUAGGGAAGAGCACUUCAAGUAAGACUAACAAGAUGGUCCCAGUAUUUUAAACAUUCAGCUCACAUUGUGCAAUUUGUUCUUAGGCAAAGCUUCUCAACAGACUCCAGCAAUUGUGGAACCUACGAGUUGGUGGCUCAUACUUUAGGUAUGUUUUGUGCUGAUUCAAGAUAUUUAAGUUUGUAGUUCUAGUUUUCAGCUGUUGCAGCACUACCUGGAGUAAUUUUAGUGACGUUUUGCCCUGUGAGGUUAGUUUAUUCACUUAAUAGCACACACAGUUUUAGUAGUGACAGUCAUUCAGAAUCAAUAGUGUGAGACUGAGCUGUUUUGGUUUAAUCAUUGAAGCAGCACUGAAUACUAGGCUAGAAUUAGAGUGGAAUCUAAAGAAAUCUAUGGUGUUUGGCAGUCUCUUUCAGUUCUCAAUUGUUCUCCCUGUUCUUCCGAAGGGAGGUUUCUUCUCUCUCUUAAGAGGGUUAUUACAAAAGGCCAUUUUCUGUUUCAGAGUAUUAACCAGCCUUACAUUUUGCACUGCAUAGAUAUGAAAUGUCUUCAAGUAUGGUGACAGCCAGCACUGAGUGUAUAUUGCCAAGGAACUGUAUUUAGCAGAUUGCCACAAAACGAUCAUGGUCUGAUUAACAGAGAACAAGUGGUAAGUCCUAGAAAGGCUGGUUGUCUUGCCAGUCCAAUGUAAUUAUGAUGUAACUAAUAAGUAAGAGUUGUUAUAUUGGUUUUAUUUACUCUGUCCUAGGAAGCACAGUCUUCAUGUGUUUGUAGAUAAUCAGCUGACUAUGCACUAGUACAUCAAUUUGUGUUAUGUGAGUCGAGAAUGCAAAGAACACAUGUUUUCAUAGAGUCAUUUGAGUUAAAAGGGACCCUUAAAGGUCAUUGAGUCCAACUCCCCUGCAAUGCACAGGGACGUCUGCAGCUCCAUCAGUGCUCAGAGCCCAUCCCCUGACCUUGGGUGUCUCCAGGGUAUCCACCACUUCUGUGAGUAACCUAUGCCAGUGCCUCACUGCCUUUAUUUAAUACAAAACAAAAACAAAUUUCCUUUAAUCCAUUCUAAAUCUUCCCUCUUUCAGUUAGAAACCAUUUCCCCUUGCCGUGUCACUGCAGACCCUGUAGUCUGUCCUCUCUUAUGGCCCCUUUGGAUACUGGAAGGCUGCUAUCAGCUCUCCCCAGAGCCUUCUCUGCUCCAUGCUGCACAGUCCCAGCUCUCAGCCUGUCCUCAUAGGGGAGGUGUUUCAUCCUUUCUUCAGAAUAUUUUAAAGUUAAAGAGUAAGCUCUUUAAUAUUAUCCUUUCCUAGUCAUUAUUUUAUGCCCGUAUUUUGCCAUAUUUAAGAUAAACAUCAGUUACAAAAGUGAAGAGUGCUUUCAAGUUUUCUCAUGUGUGAUUGAACAGAAUUAAAACCACUUUCACAACUUGAUAGUUACCAUAAGCAGGGAAAGUAAACAAUGAGAACAACUUGUGCCAUUUUUCUGAUUUACUGGUAAGCUUCACUUUAAAGUAAUUAUAAAUAAACCUUCACAUCAUUGGUU
This is a messenger RNA of Coturnix japonica (Japanese quail), 6105 nucleotides long. RefSeq names its product cell division cycle associated 2 (gene CDCA2). Lineage: Eukaryota; Metazoa; Chordata; Aves; Galliformes; Phasianidae. Gene Ontology annotation, cellular component: chromosome; nucleus. The record is from RefSeq and is a predicted model, not a curated record. Gene Ontology annotation, biological process: regulation of chromosome segregation; regulation of mitotic nuclear division.